GGCGACUCUCUCUCUCUCCCACUGAAGCUUCUUCUUCUCCGAUCAUGUUUAAUCCAAUCUCUCUCUAAGAGGAUUUGUAUUGUAUACAUGCAUGAUAUAUAGGGUUUGUUUGAUUCACUAAUUUGAUCAUAUAAUUCAACUUCUUCUCUUCUUCUUCAAUGGAGAUUCAGAAUCCAUCGCCGUUGGUCCGACUGAAUAAGUUCGUCGCCCGGAGUAAGGUCGGAAAGCACUUCAAGAUCGUUGAACGGGGAACAACUUUCACCACAGAGUUUCGUGCCGGCACUGCUACUUUCUUAACCAUGGCAUACAUCCUCGCCGUCAACGCUAGCAUACUUUCUGAUUCCGGCGCAACCUGCUCUGUUUCCGAUUGUAUACCUCUCUGUUCUGAUCCCACCUUAUCCGUCUCUAACUGCACCGCUUCCGGCCUAAGAGUUAUUCAGCCUGACGUUUCCUGUAAAUUUGAACCGGUCAAUCCCGGUUACACCGCCUGUUUGGGGAGAAUUCGGAAGGAUCUCAUCGUCGCAACCGUUGCGUCUUCCUUAGUCGGAUGUCUCAUCAUGGGAACCUUCGCGAAUCUUCCUCUCGCUUUAGCUCCUGGAAUGGGAACAAACGCUUACUUCGCCUACACCGUCGUCGGAUUUCAUGGCUCCGGUAAUAUCCCUUACCAGAGUGCCCUAGCCGCCGUCUUCAUCGAAGGGCUCAUAUUCCUCCUGAUUUCCGCAAUCGGUUUACGCGCCAAGCUCGCCAAACUCGUGCCUAAACCGGUCAGAAUCUCCUCUUCGGCCGGAAUCGGUUUAUUCCUAGCGUUUAUCGGUUUGCAGGGGAACCAGGGACUAGGCUUGGUGGGUUAUAACUCAGCGACACUAGUCACUCUCGGGGGAUGUCCUCAAUCCUCACGCGCCGCCUUAGCGCCGGUGAUAACUUCCGCCAAUGGGACGGUGAGUCUUCUCGCCGGUGGAACUGUUUCAGGUGAAAUCUUCUGUCUAGACCAUAAAAUGCAGAACCCAACUCUUUGGCUCGGUAUUGUCGGGUUCGUGAUAAUCGCGUAUUGCUUAGUUAAGAAUAUAAAGGGUGCGAUGAUUUACGGUAUCAUUUUCGUCACCGCCAUAUCGUGGUUCCGCAACACCUCCGUCACGGCGUUCCCAAACACAGCCGCCGGCAAUUCUUCAUACGAUUAUUUCAAAAAAGUCGUCGACGUUCAUAAAAUCGAGGAAACCGCAGGCGCGUUGAGUUUCAAAGGAAUCGGAACAGGAUUAUUCUGGGAAGCAUUAGUUACUUUUCUAUACGUAGACAUAUUAGACACGACCGGAACCCUUUACUCAAUGGCUCGAUUCGCCGGAUUUACAGAUGCAAACGGCGAUUUCGAAGGUCAGUAUUUCGCCUUCAUGUCCGACGCGUCUGCGAUCGUUGUUGGUUCUCUUCUGGGUACGUCGCCCGUGACGGCGUUCAUCGAAUCAUCAACGGGUAUAAGGGAAGGCGGAAGGACUGGGCUAACGGCGUUGACAGCCGGUUUCUAUUUCUUCUUAUCGUUCUUCUUUACGCCGUUGCUGGCAUCUAUUCCGCCGUGGGCUGUUGGACCGCCGUUGAUUCUCGUCGGAGUAUUGAUGAUGAAGGCGGUGGUGGAGAUAGAUUGGGACGAUAUGCGGCAAGCGAUUCCGGCGUUCGUGACUCUUCUAUUGAUGCCGUUGACUUACUCGAUCGCGUACGGUUUGAUCGGCGGGAUAGGAACAUACAUUGUUCUACAGAUCCCGGACUGGUUACAGGGACUUAUGAUAAAAUUCGGAUUAAUUAAGGGACCAAAUUGCACUGAUGAUACAAGUAAUGGGACCAAUGUAAUAAAUAAUGAAAUUAUGGAGAGUGGGAGCGUAAAGAAAGCGGUCGAGGUUAUUUAAUGUAGAAUAAAUAGUCAGUAAUUAAUUAAUAUAAUAUAAUAUGUAUUUUUCUUUCAUUAAUAUUUUAAUGAAAUUUAGUGGUACAAACUUU
This is a messenger RNA of Impatiens glandulifera, 1983 nucleotides long. RefSeq names its product adenine/guanine permease AZG1. The transcript has a single exon. The record is from RefSeq and is a predicted model, not a curated record. Lineage: Eukaryota; Viridiplantae; Streptophyta; Magnoliopsida; Ericales; Balsaminaceae. Gene Ontology annotation, molecular function: purine nucleobase transmembrane transporter activity. Gene Ontology annotation, cellular component: plasma membrane. The coding region runs from base 159 to 1892 and encodes 577 amino acids. Gene Ontology annotation, biological process: transmembrane transport.